Monodelphis domestica (gray short-tailed opossum) is the source of this 3858-nucleotide messenger RNA. It is a transcript of the gene CDH24, whose product is annotated as cadherin 24. The record is from RefSeq and is a predicted model, not a curated record. Gene Ontology annotation, molecular function: calcium ion binding; cadherin binding; beta-catenin binding. NCBI's taxonomy places the organism in Eukaryota, Metazoa, Chordata, Mammalia, Didelphimorphia, Didelphidae. Gene Ontology annotation, biological process: cell morphogenesis; adherens junction organization; homophilic cell-cell adhesion. Gene Ontology annotation, cellular component: catenin complex; adherens junction; plasma membrane.
CCCCGCCCCACUGCUCCGUCUCGCUCUUGUUCUCGCCGGGGCCGCUCAGACCUGCAGCAGAGCCGCGGCUCCCGCUCCCUCCCGAUCGGGCUCCGGCAUCCUCCCCAAUCUAGUCGACGCCUCAAUCUUGGUCUCUGCGCUUCAGUCGCGGGUGGCCGUCGGAGGGGGUUGGGGGACCGUGUGUGGGUGUGUGUAGUCCUCCUUUGCCCGCCGCUCGCUCUCCUGCUGGGAGAGAGGCUGAGACCCCUCGCGCCAGCCCAGGUUUGGACUGAUGGGGUAGCCCCCCCACACCUGCCCAGCCGGCCCCACCCACCACAUGGACAGCACCACCGUGGGGAGAGGGCCGGCGGGUCAGUGAGUGGAACCUGGGCUGAGCUGCCUUCAGAACCAGGUUCAAAGCAUGUGGGUCUUUCUGCGGCUGUUGCUGGCCUGGCUGGGGAGCUGGGGUUGCACAGGGAGGCUGGUUGCCCCAGCCCAAGCAUGGGCUGGUAUCAGGGAGGGCCAGGGGCCUACACUGCUUCGGGCAAGAAGGAGCUGGGUCUGGAACCAGUUCUUCGUCAUCGAGGAGUAUGCUGGCCCUGAACCUGUCCUCAUUGGCAGACUUCACUCAGAUGUGGACCGUGGAGAGGGCCGAACCAAGUACUUGUUGACAGGGGAGGGAGCAGGCACUGUAUUUGUGAUUGAUGAGGCUACAGGCAACAUCCAUGUCACCAAGAGCCUAGACAGGGAAGAAAAGGCCCAGUAUGUGCUGUUGGCCCAAGCUGUGGACCGAGCCUCCAACCGGCCCUUAGAGCCACCCUCUGAAUUCAUCAUUAAAGUGCAAGACAUCAAUGACAACCCACCAGUCUUCCCCCUUGGGCCGUAUCAUGCCACGGUGCCAGAGAUGUCCAAUGUCGGGACAUCAGUGAUUCAGGUGACAGCUCAAGACGCUGAUGACCCUAGCUAUGGGAACAGUGCCAAGCUGGUGUACACCGUGCUGGAUGGGCUGCCCUUCUUCUCUGUGGACCCCCAGACUGGAGUGGUCCGGACAGCCAUCCCCAACAUGGACAGAGAAACACAGGAAGUUUUCCUGGUGGUGAUCCAGGCCAAGGAUAUGGGUGGCCACAUGGGGGGGCUGUCGGGCAGCACCACGGUCACCGUCACCCUCAGCGAUGUCAAUGACAACCCCCCCAAAUUCCCUCAGAGCCUGUACCAGUUUUCAGUGGUGGAGACGGCAGGGCCAGGGGCCCUUGUAGGCCGGCUUCGAGCCCAAGACCCUGAUCUGGGAGACAACGCCCUCAUGGCUUACAGCAUCCUGGAUGGAGAGGGGGCUGAGACCUUCAGUAUCAGCACCGAUGCCCAAGGCCGAGACGGACUUCUCACCAUACGAAAGCCCUUGGACUUUGAGAGCCGAAGAUCCUAUGCCUUCCGCGUGGAGGCCACCAAUACGCUUAUUGACCCAGCCUACCUGCGUCGUGGGCCCUUCAAGGAUGUUGCCUCUGUCCGUGUGGCAGUCCAAGAUGCUCCAGAACCGCCGGUCUUCACCCACUCCACGUACCACUUGGCUGUGCCUGAGAACAGUGCCCCUGGGACCCUGGUGGGCCAUGUGUCUGCCAUGGACCUCGAUUCACCUGCCAGCCCCAUCAGAUACUCCAUCCUACCCCACUCAGACCCUGAGCGCUGCUUCUCUAUCGAGCCCCAGGACGGCACCAUCCGGACAUCCGUGCCUCUGGAUCGUGAAGCUCGAGCCUGGCACAAUCUCACGGUGUUGGCCACUGAACUUGACAGUUCCGCGCAGGCCUCCCGGGUACAAGUAACCAUCCAAACGCUAGAUGAGAACGACAACGCCCCUCAGCUGGCUGAGCCCUACGACACCUUUGUGUGUGACACGGCUGUCCCUGGCCAGCUGGUUCAGGUGGUCCGGGCUCUGGACCGGGACGAAGUUGGCAACAGCAGCUACGUUUCCCUGAGCAGCCCCCUGGGCCCCGAUGCCAACUUCACCGUCCGGGACAAUCGAGACGGUUCUGCCAGUCUGUUGUUGCCCCACCGCCUGGCCCUGCCUCGCCGGGAGCCCUACCUGGUCCCCAUCGAGCUGCGUGACUGGGGCCAGCCGGCGCUCAGCAGCACAGCCACGGUGACUGUGAGCAUCUGCCGUUGUAAGCCUGACGGCUCCGUGGCUUCCUGCAGGCCUGAGGCCCAGCUCUCCCCCGCGGGACUCAGCACGGGCGCUUUGCUCGCCAUUCUCGCCUGUGUGGGCACCCUACUCGCCCUGGUGGUACUGUUCGUGGCCCUCCGGCGGCAGAAGCAAGAGGCCCUGAUGGUGCUAGAAGAGGAGGAUGUCCGAGAGAACAUCAUCACCUAUGACGACGAGGGUGGUGGCGAGGAGGACACAGAGGCUUUCGACAUCACGGCCCUUCAGAACCCCGAUGGGGCAGCCCCGCCGGCCUCGGCCCCAGCGGCCCGCCGAGACGUGUUGCCCAGGGCCCAGCCCCCUCGACAGCCACGGCCCCCUGGCCCUGCCGACGUGGCCCAGCUGCUGGCCCUGAGGCUUCGGGAGGCAGAUGAGGACCCCGGCGUCCCACCGUACGACUCUGUCCAGGUGUAUGGCUAUGAAGGCCGAGGCUCAUCUUGUGGCUCCCUCAGCUCCCUGGGCUCAGGCAGUGAGGCAGGUGGCCCCCCUGGGCCCCUCGAGCCCCUGGAUGACUGGGGGCCACUUUUCCGUACCUUGGCUGAGUUGUAUGGGGCAAAGGAGCCCCCUGCCCCCUGAGGACUGGUCCUAAUCCUGCCUGUUCUGUGGAGCCCCCAUCUAAGCUGUGCCCACAUAUAUGCCCUCUAAAAGGGAGCUCCACGGGGUCCGGUGGGCAGCCACCACCACCCCCUGGGCCCACUGGUCCUUCCACUCCAACUCUCUGGUCCUUUUCCUAUUGCUGUCUCUUUUCUCUAAUUCCUACCCUGUGUGUCUCUCGGUCUCUUUCUGUGUGCCUCUGCCUCUCUCCCGCUCCCUUGUCUUUGUCCGGACGUGCCUCCCUCGCUUUCUCUGACUUCGUCCAUCUCCUUGUGCGCCCUUUCUGGGAUUCUCUGCAUCUCUCCCCGGGUGUGCCCCUGUUUUUCCCUCUCUGUGUCUCUUUGCCGGAUGUAAUGUCUCUUGCUCUGAAUCUCCCUCCCAGUCUGCCUGUCUGUCUCUCUCCCACAGCCUGUGUCUAUCUAUCUCUGUUGCCCCUGCCCACGUCCCCCGUGGUUUUCUCUGGGUCUCUGUGACCGAGUUUUAACAGUUUUUUGGUUUUUCCAUCACCCAUCUCAAGAACAAGAAAACUUCCAGCCACUGACGCCCACCCGCCUAUGGGGAAUACUUCACCCCAGGUCAGUGCUUGGCCCAGAGCUGGGUGCUGGGGAGCGGACACUGCCCCUUCAUCCAUGAGGCUGGGCAGGGGACGGGGUGGGCCUCCAGAGACCUCUUACUCCCUGGGGGCAGAGCGAAGUGAGAGGGAACAUUUCAUACGGGGGACAACAUACGUGAGAGUGCAGACCUUUACCUCUCCUCUCAUUUCCCUACAGAUUCUGCCCGCAUGGUUUCCAUCCAUCAUUCAUGGCCUCACCCUGGCCCAACUGACCUCCAGCGGGGAGAGGGAGCUAGGCCCUUGCCCAAGGGGCCAAAACCCCGAGUCUGCCCCCCAGGCCACAUCUCUGGGGAGCUAUGGCCCUGGGGGUGCUCUGGCUAUUGGCCUACUCUGAGCAUUUCACAUCGUGUGCUUCCAUGUCCCAAGGGGAAGGGAAUGUCGGGGAUAGGGGGUGGGGGGAGCACCUGGGAAGGGAGAAAGGGGGAGGUGGGAAGGGGCCUCCAUCUCUAAUUUCAUAAUAAACAAACACUUUAUUUUGUAA